UUGGGGACCAAAAGGGUUGUUUGAUGGUCACCAUUUGGAAUAGAUAGAGCAGCACCCUCUCGAAAGCCCAUCAACCUGCCAGCUGCACUGAGAAGCCAGAGGGAAAGGAAAGUCCAUAUAACUGGUGUGCGAGCAUCCUGCAGCUAUGGCUCCUGGCAAGUCAUGCAAGAAUACUGAAGGACAGAAGAUGGAUGGAGGGAAAAAGCAGAAGAAACAUGCAAAGGGGGAAAAAUGCAAGGAGGCAAACAGUCCGCAAGAGGCUAGAAAGGCUGCAGAUGUGAAAUGUGGGAGCAAGAGUGAAAUCAAAAACACUGAAAAGAAUGUCAAAUCUGGCAAACCCAGAUUCUUCACAAUGGGCAAGGGAGGGAAAGAGAAAACGAAGGAGAGUGCAGACACAAGGACGGAAAAGGAGCAGAAAGUUCAUACAAAGACACACCAAAGACGUGUGUCCUCAAAAGAGACCAGUAAAAAACCUGUGGCUAAAGAGGCCAGGAAGAAAGUUGCUAAAUCCAAUGCUAUUUCAAGGGACACUCAAGUAAAAGCAGCUAAGUUGACCAAAGUUGAUACGAAGACUCCGAGCAAGAAAGGUAGCAAGGUUGUGGAGUCGGAUAAGGAGGAAUCGGGGAGUGAGGAGGAGAGCACAGAGGAGGAGAGUGAAGAAGCCGGGAGCAGCAAGGAGGGGAAAAGUGAUGCAGACGGUAAAGAGGAAUCCACUGGAUCUGAAGAUGAACGUAGCCAUGAAGAAGAGGCAUGUGACACAGAAAAUGAGGAUGAGAAGGAGGGAGAACUUGAACCAUCAAAUGUUUUCACAAGCAAAGGAGAGCCAGAAGAAGAACCUGUAACUAGUGAGAAUGAAACUAACUCAGAGGCAGAUCGUAGUGACACCCUAGAGGACCACCAAGGACCUAGUAGCAGUGUAACUUCAAUAAAGGAAACUGGACCACUGCAGUUGUCUACCCAGUUACUGGGCCAGGGAGCAAGGAUUAAGUCUAAAAUGCUCAUGAAAAAAGGACUUCUUGCAGAAGAGAAACCAAAAAAAGAAGCCGUGGCAACCAAACCAUUCCCAAUGAAAGGGUUAGUUUUUAACAAAAAUGCGAUAACAAAAGGGAAGCCUCAGAUACUUCAGAUAGCUAAGACAGCAAAAACAAACGAUAAGAAACAAAGCCUGAAUGAAGAUACAGAAGCAUCUCCAUCUACAUCCUCUCCACAAACUCUCAUGGCUGGUAAAUCUUACUUAAUGCUGAACAUGAAAGUGAAAAAGAAAGAGGAUAAGAACAGUCUAAGUCCAAGAGCUGAACCUGACAAUGAAAAACAAAAUGAAGAUAUUAUGGAAGAACGGCAAAGUAAUGGUCAGUCAAGAAAUCUUGGAUUAGCGCUUGCAAAGGUAAAGAUGGCUUCUAUGAGGUAUCAAACCAGGAAGAAUCAAAGAAUGUUAGAUGAGCUUGCAUUGGUAGAUGAACCUGUAGAAGCAACAUCUUCUAAAGUCACCAAAUCCUUAGUAGCUCAACGGAAGAGCAUCAAUACACUGCGACGUGUCUCUGGAUGGAUACAGAAAAAGAUUCCGAAAAGUACCAGCUUACGGACUAAGUUGACUACAGUUUCCAGAGCUAUUGGCAUCACCAGAUGGCUCUCUGCACAAGCAGCAAAGCACCAGAGAAGUAGCAAAAGUUCUAAGCAGAACGUCUUCCACCGGAAGGUGAUUAAGGGUAUUUCCAGUACUGCUACACUAGCCAGAAAGAAGGCUCAGUUGCCAAUUAAAGGAGCAAAAGACUUUGAGGAGGAGAUGACAACUUUUCGAGAGAAGCAAAGAGUCGUGAAGGAAGAAACACAAGAUGCCUCUUCUGAUGAGCUUAGCUCAUCACCCCAAGCUAAUGAUAGUCAUAGCGAACCAGAAGAAAAAGGAAAUUCCAUAGACCCUAAAUAUGCUAUUGUCUUCCCAAGGAUGCACAAGAUUGGCAAGGGCAAAGGAGGUUCGCCUUCCUCCACCAGUGCAAGCACUGCAAGCACUGUCAAAGAACCCAAGCGUGUUCCUCCAAAGCCAGGAGCUCGCCUUGUUCUCCCAGUACAGCCUGAUCUAACCCUCCUGAAAUCUGUCAAAAUGAUCUCUCACAAGGAAGAUCGGCCUAAGAGUAGAACAAUAGAUAAGAAUGUAGAGGAGAAAGGAUUAGAGAAAUUGGACACUGCACAAUCACUAAUUGUUGGGAAAGGACACAGCACGACACAGUCAGCUAGAGGAAAACUACACUUAAAGCCAGAGGUAUCUGAACUAAAAUUACCUAAGAAUUUAGCUGGAUCAGAAUUAAAGUUGAGAGAGGGUUUAGGUAAAAAUAAAAACAAAAAUGAAUCAGUUGAUAAAACAAUGGAGGCACAAGAAGAAAGGACAGUUAUAACGCCGUCCUUCUACGAGGAGGAAGCUGACCGAGAAGUGGCGGAGUUGAUGGGUGAGGAUACUUUCUCCACUUCAGUGGAGGUGCAUUGGGCUCAGGAUCACCCAUUCCGGAGCGAUCCUCAGGACUGGCUGAAAGCAGAAACCCUGCUUCCACACCAAACUGUUGAGAAGCUCAGCAAAUGGUCCAUAUACCAGGAGACAGAACAGUGUCAUACUAUUCCAAUCAAAAAUGGUAAAGGACCAUGGGAGGCAGAGGAUGUUGUUCAAAAUAUGCUGGAAAGCCGACUCACCAACACACAGGUAUAUAUGAAAGACACCAAGCAAAUCUUGGAAGUGGAUGAAGUGGAUGAUUUGUCACGGCUUGAAGAAGUGUGUGAGAGUUCUGUGCUGCUCAAUCUGAAAAAAAGAUUUCAUCGAGACUUGAUUUAUACAUACAUCGGAAACAUGCUGCUGUCAGUCAACCCCUUUAAGCCCCUCGGUAUCUAUUCAGAGGAGGUGGGCGUGCAGUAUCAAGGCAAGCUGUUGCAGCAGAACUCACCUCAUGUUUAUGCUGUCGCAGAGGAAGCCUUCUGCCACUCCCAGAAUUCUCCCCAAGAGCAGUGUAUCGUCAUUAGUGGGCAGAGCGGUUCUGGGAAGACAGAAGCCACCAAGCGUAUCGUACAGUACCUGAGCUGCAUGUACCAGGGGAGGGCUGACAGUGUGAGGCAGCCCUUGGAUGUCUUGCCCAUUCUGGAGAGCUUUGGCAACGCCAAGACCAUCCUUAACAACAAUUCAAGUCGUUUUGGCAAGUACCUACACAUCCACAUUCGGCAUGGUGUCGUGGUGGGGACCUCUCUUUCACACUACCUCCUUGAGAAAUCACGAGUUGUGUUUCAGGCCCAAGGGGAGAGGAACUACCAUGUGUUCUAUGAGAUGUUGGCUGGGCUAAAUGACUGGGACAAACAGGAGCUGUACUUACAGGGAGCAGAGACAUACUUCUACCUCAAUCAGGGCGGCACUUGUGAGCUGGAGGGCAAGUGGGACAGAGAAGACUUUGUGACAUUAGUCCGCUGCUUGGAGACUAUCGAUCUGCAUGCGGAUCAGCUGUCCUCUGUGUGGGCCAUUCUGUCAUCCAUCCUGCAGCUGGGCAACAUCUGCUUCAGCUCUUAUGAGCGCGAGUCGCUGGAGGUGGCACGCAUCUUCAGUGAGGCUGAGGCAAGGCGUGUGGGCAGCCUGCUGCAGGUGUCUGCAGAGGCCCUCCAGACCGUCAUUACCCACCGUGUCACAGAAACAACCUAUGAUAGAAUCUACUGCCCCCUAUCAGUGGAAGGUGCCAUAGAGUGCAGAGACGCCAUAGCCAAAACGCUCUACUCAGUGCUGUUUAACUGGCUGCUGGAUCGCAUCAACGAGUGGCUGAUUCCUACAGAGAUGGACAGCACCGUUGGAAUCGUGGACAUUUAUGGGUUUGAGGACCUGGGAGUAAACAGCUUUGAACAACUGUGCAUUAAUUUUGCCAAUGAACAGCUGCAACAUUUCAUCAAUAAGGCAGUGGUAUCACAGGAGCAGGAAGAGUACAAUGCAGAGCAGAUCAAAUAUUAUCCCGUGACUGUCCAGAACAAUGACUCCUGCCUGGAACUCAUCUCUGCCCGGCCUUAUGGCAUCCUUCGUAUCCUGGAUGACCAAACCUGCCUCCCUCAGGCCACAGACCACACCUUCCUGCAGAAAUGCCAUUAUCACCACGGAGGAAACCCACUUUACACCAAACCAAAGAUUCCACUGCCCACCUUCACAAUAUACCACUAUGCAGGGGCUGUUACCUACCAGGUACACAAUUUCCUGAACAAGAAUCAUGACCACUUUCGUCCAGAGAUUCUUGAGCUUUUUGCACGCAGUCGACUGAAGAUGGUGUCCAGUCUGUUCCGCAAAGUGCAGGAGGGCUACCUGCAGCAGAAGGAGCUGGGCUUGCGUGGCCGGGGCCACCGGCAGCAGAUCACCACCGUGGCAGCGCACUUCCAGCACUCACUCUCAGAGCUGACCAAACGACUCGAGAGGUGUAAAACUACAUUUGUACGCUGCUUCAAGCCCAAUUACAUGAAGUUACCAGGCAUAUUUGAUAUAGACUAUAUGACACAACAGCUACGGCAUGCUGGGAUACUGGAGGCUAUUCACAUCAGGAAAGAGGGAUAUCCCAUUCGGAUUCUUUACUCCUACUUCAUUGACAGGUACGGGGUCCUCAUGCCACAGCGCACAGUAGAGCUACCUGAGAGGGAGCUCGUGGUUGCACUGCUAGACUCCAUUCCAGGUGUAGAGGUGGAGCAGUAUCAGCUGGGUCUGACCAAGGUGUUCCUGAAGGAGGUGCUGUACCAGAAGGUGGAGGAGCGAUGGAAGAGCACGCAGACCUGGGCUGCUAUCACGCUACAACGGAAUAUCCGUGGUUUUAUCUGCCGUCGUAAUUACCGCUACUUCCGGCAGAAGGCCAUCGUCCUCCAGUCACAUAUCCGGGGUCACCAGGCCAGGAAGCACUACAAGAGAAUGAAGCAGUCCUUCACCCAGUUUUGGGCAACCAUGAUGAUCACCAGAAACACCUUAAAGAGGCAGCAGUGGCGAGGACGCAGAAAGAAGAACAUAUUGAAUUCUAACACAGUGACGGGGAAAACCCAGUCUGAUUCUGCUGGAAUGGAUGUGGGAAUGUUAGAGAUCCCAGUGGAGCUCUCUGCCAGACUGCGUGGAGCGACUGGGCGACGUCCUGGCUCUGGGGUCACGGAGGUGGCCCCUCCACAGGUCAAAGCGGAGCACAACCUCGCACUGCCCCAAGAUAUUAACAACUUUCCCUUCUCCCGAUAUGCCAACACCGAGUUUAAGGAUGGAUGGUGCCAGAAUCAAGGCUACCCCCUUCAGAGGCCUCUGACCUCCCUGAGCCCUGAAGAUGCCCACACAGCCCUAGAGAUUAAUAAACUGAUUCUUCGCUUUUCUGGAGACUCUGAACUUGAGGGAUGGCAAGAGCAGAUGCUGGGGAACUACAUAAUGGAGAAGGGGCUGGCAAAACCCUCACUGAGGGAUGAGAUCCUGUCCCAGCUGGUUUUUCACACUUGGGGCCCAGAGGGCGGUCAGACAGUCUUGCGGGCCUGGCUGCUGAUGGCCUGCUGUCUGAGUAUAUUCACGCCCUCUCCAUCCUUGGAUAAGCCCCUGCUGAAGUACGUGUCAGACCAUGGGCCAGGAAAAUACCGAUCGCUAUGCCAACAUAAGCUGCUUACUUCCCGGCCGCAGCCUGCCCCAGCCUGCAGAUUCUAUCCUGCUACACAGCUGGAGUGGACAGCCAAUCAGAGGACAGGAAAAAUGGUUCUGGAUGUUGACACCUUCAAUGAGGAAACGCUAACAGCAGAGGUGGAGUCCUGGACUACAGGGGAGCAGCUAGCCUUAUGGGUGCUCAGAUUCAGGGGUUUGCCAGAAGUUCCGCGCGGAUGGUCUGUAUCGCUCCUGGCUGGGGAGCGUUGGACAGAUCUCGCUGGCAGUGACUUUGUCAUGGACCUUCUGGCGGAGGUGGAGGCUGAUGUCCCACAGGCUGAGCUACUGCCACCACCACCACCUCCACCAGCCAAUGAAUACCUCUUCAGCUCCCAGAGGAACAUGAUGAUGAACUUACAUGAUUAUGAGUUCAUUCCUCCUGCUCCAUCGAUGCAGGCCCCAGGACUGCCGUUCUCUGAGGCUUCCUGGAGCAGCAGUGAUUACCCCUCUGUGGAAGGUUCCAGAGGUUGGCAGUUUGACACUUUUGUGGACGACCUUUUUGACCCUGUGUGGGACCAAGCUGUGCCUGACGCGGAGAGAAUGGCCAUGCUGAACCGACGUUUGAGGGGAGGAGGUGGUAUAGGCCCCAUGCAACCUGGAAUAUAUCCUACCACAGGUGUUCCAAUGACAAUGCCAAUGGCAGGGUAUUCCAUGGGGAUGCCUGCAAUGCCCAGCUAUCCAGCUGUACCUGCCAUGCCGACAGCAGCCCCAGUGUUCCCAAGCAUGCCUGGUAUGAUGAUGCAACCUGCCAUGCCCCAGCCUGCACCAGUAUUGGAUCCCCAGCAGAUGGCAGCACAGCAACAGGCCUUCAUCAGUCAGCAGGCUUUACUCAUGGAAAGUACCAGGAAAUACAAUACAAUGUUUUUCUGUUUCUAUCGAAACAUUGAGAUUUUGUACUUACAGGCUCAACAGAUGACUCUGCAGGCCAUAAGCCUUUCACAGCAGGAACAGCUACAGAGGGAGCAACAGCAGCGUUUGGAGCAGCCACCACCACCGCGACAGAUAGUGCCAAAAGCAGCACCUGCGCCUACCCUUAAACCAUCUCCCAAGACUGCGUCCCACCAGGAGUCUCAGUCUAGGCACAGUUCCCCAGAGCCAGAGGAGAUUGUGGACACUUCUGGGAUUGAUGAGCUAGAAUCCUUUAAAGAGAAGCGAGACUUUUUCCAGAGGAUUGUGAAUCCUCCACCCAAGCCUUCGAAACAACGGCCAUCCCCCAUUCAGACGGUGGAAAAGAGAAUCACCCCAGAAGAGCCCAAGCCUCCGUCUUCAAGGAAACCAAAAGAUUACUCUGUUCCAUCUAAAGUGGAUAAAACACCCCCGCCGCCCCCAGCAAAGCCACCUCCUGAACGAAGACCAGUGAAAGAGGAUCUCCACUCUCCCCCCUCACCUAAACCACAACCUAGCAGCCACAUACGAGAAAUUGUCAAGUUGUAUCAGAGCCGCCCUGCUCCUGAGCCUGUACCAUUCAAGCCCAUGAGGAUUCCUGCAAAAUCUUUUGUGAAGAAAAAUGACCCCAAAGAAGAGGCACUAGCUAUUCUAAAGGCAAAUGGACCAGCUGUGCCUUCCAAGAAAGAAAAAGUUCCCCUUCCAGUGAGGCAGAACCAAAAAUCAGUGCCCCCUCCUCCAAACUCUCAGAGGUCCAUCUCAAAAGAAAUGAGGCAGAAGCAGCAGUCAUUAGCUGACCUCUUCGGCUCUACCCGCUUCAAAAACCCACCCCCUCCACCAAAUCUCCCCCCGCCACCUCCUGAGCCCCUCCCCGCCUUCAUCCCAGACCCUCCUCCAAUGAUGGCUCCAGUGAUCAGUGAGCCUAAAAGACUCACCAGUGAGGAGACCAUUGUGUCACAGCUAGACAAAUUCUCAGCCAGUGUUUACUUCUCAUACUCGAACAUGCCUGGUAAAUUCUUCCUGCGAAAAGAGGUGUUCUACCCGAGGGAGAAGUUUAACCAUCCUUAUGUCCUUAACCUUCUGUGCGAGCAAAUCAUGAGGGACACCUACUCAGACUCCUGUAUACGUAUCUCCAAAGAGGAACGGCGGAAGAUGAAGGACCUGCUGGCUGGAUUUCACAUACGCACCAGUAUCAGCGCAGUGCAGGAUGACACUGUAAAGAAGAGGAUCGUAAUGGCAGCCCGUGACAACUGGACCAAUUACUUCUCACGCCUCUUCCCUGUGACAGGUGGGAAUUCAGGAGACACAGAGGCACUGGGGGUCUCGCACCGUGGGAUUCGGUUGCUGCGAGUUGCCAGGGCGUCAGGCAUUAACCCAAAACACCUCAAGGUGCUCCGCAGCUACAGCUACGCAGAGGUGCUGUCUGUGGAACAGAGAGGGCCACACGUCGUGGAGUUCCUGCUGAGAAACGAACAGCUAGAACUACAUUCCCCCCGGACCCCACAAAUUGUUGCUAUAGUUCGGUUCUUCAUUACCGAGCUUCUCAAGGACUCAGCCCACGUGGUGGCCUUAAAGAGCUAUGUGACCGACGAUAAGAGCCUGCUAAGCUUCCAGAAGGGGGACAUCAUUAAGCUACUCCCCAUGGAAGAGACACAAGCAGGUUGGAAGUUCGGCUCCAUCGGUGGGCGCUGUGGUCUUUUCCCUGCCAAGCUGACCCAGCCUGCAGCCCCCCCAGACUAUCACUGCACCCAGAUUGAACGGCGUGAUGAGCUCCGAAAGAGCUUACGAGUGAAGCCUCCCCCGACACUGCCACAGAAACAGCCGAUGAGGUCCUCACCUCCAGACACCCCCGUGAUGGCGGAGCCCAGGCAUGAGGGCACGCCGCCGCUCUCUGACAGCAACGGCCAGGAGUUCUUCCUGAUGGAGUUUGCAACUAAGUACUUCAGGGAGGCUGCAACAGGAUUGGGCUGGAAAGGCUUAGCUGCUGAGGGAAGAAGCUGUGCAGAGAUGAUUCAGCACACAAAGGUUCCCAUUCAGGAAUCCCUAAUCUUCUACUCAGACAAUGAUCUGAACGAGCUCGCGGCGCAGUGCUUCAUGAGCGUGAUGCGAUUUAUGGGGGACCAGCCUUUGAUGAAGCACCAGACGGAGGGAGAUUGUUUAAACAGCAUCCUGCAGCUGGGGAAGGAGAAGGAGUUCCUGAGGGAUGAGAUCUACUGCCAGGUGAUAAAGCAGACGACCCAAAACCCACGCAAGGAGAGCUGUACCCUUGGCUGGCGUCUGAUGAAUCUUGUGACAGGUUUCUUCCCAUGCUCAAGCACCCUGAGGCCCUACAUUGUCCGACACCUGAAGGACUGUGCCCAAGACUCUGCACACCCCUAUCAGGAGCUGUCCCGCACCGCUGAGGACAAUCUGACACGCUCCCUGACCUACGGUGGCCGCAGACACGUCCCCUCUCAAGUGGAGAUCGGGGCCAUCUUGGCAGGCAGAAGCUCGCGACGCUUCCCCAUCACGCUUCCGGGAGGAGAGGAGCUCCCGUGUAAGAUUCGCAGCUUCAGUGUGGCGCUGGACGUGAUGAGGGAGCUGUGUGCGGAGAUGGGCGUGGUGAACCCUGCAGAGAUCAUGGAGUUCUCCAUCCGGGCUGUCCGGAGCAAGGAUGAAUUCGUGCGCCCCAUUCAACCGGAUGAGUACUUGUUUGACUUCAUUUUGGACAGUGGCUCCAUUGUUCUUUUAUUCCGCCGGAUUAUCUGGACAACGCACCUGCACUUCGAAAAUGACCUGUACAUCGCGUUCCACUAUCAGCAGGUCCUUGCUGAUUACCUUGAAGGGAAGCUUAUGCUUCCGGGCAGCAGUGCCUCUGUUCACCAGCAGAUGGCAGAACUGGCUGUUUUUCAACACCUGGCACUGGGACUGAAAAGCCAACCCACCCAACAUGAGUUGAAAGCAUACCUCCCUCAGACUGUGAGGAGCAAGGGCAACAUUCAGCAGCUGCAUUCUGCAGUAAACAGACAGCUGGAUGGAGCACAACAUUUAAGCCCCCAUGAAGCCAAAAUACGCUGCCUUGAAACCUUCAGGAAUCUGCCUCUCUUUAGCUGCAAUAUCUUUCAGGCCCAGAAAGUCAGCCACCACGAGUGCCCAUCCCCUUGCCUUGUUGCUGUCAAUGAUGAAGACGUUUUGUUUUUGAAACCGAGAACACAGGAGAUUGCGUUCAGGAUCCCUCUGACUGAAGUGCAGUCCCUCCGAUCAAAAAAAGAAAAGUCGCCUCAAAUGGAAAUAAGCUACGGUCACCCCACCCACCCAAAAACAAUAACAAUCCACCUCCAACAGGCCAAAGAGUUAUGCCACACCGUUGCAACCAUUAUGGAGGAGCUGGUGCGACCACGCCCCGGCAGCACUAGGUCAAGACCCUCCACCGGGACACCAUCUCGGCAUCCGUCGGCCAUGUCCUCAGUGAGCUAAAGCACCACUGCUUCACAUAUCACCUGAGUGGUGAGGAUAGUUCAGCUAAUAAAUAGUACGUACGACUGGUACUGAAGACCCAGCUGCUGCUCACUGAUCAAAGGUAACUGCUGUCAUACUCUGAUGUCCAUAAAUGAACAAGGGGAAACCAUCCAAUAUUGGUAAUGACUUUGCAUAUUUCUAUAAUCACCUAUCAAAAUAUUUCAGUUAGCUCAUGUGUAUAUUAUUUGUACCGGAAAUGUUUGGCUUAAAAGUUCUAUAUCCAGCUUUUAAAUUCACAGUAAACUAGUAAUAACCUGUAAGAUUAAAAAAGAAUUUCCUUCUCCAGAUUGAAUACUACUUUGCACAGUGUAAAUUUUAUACACUACAAUCAACAAAUGCAAAAAUGAAAAAGCACUUUUAUGAGAUCCCUUUUACAGUAUUUUGAGGUGUGGGUUUUAUUUCCUUUCAUUUUUCUGUCUAUUGACUUCAUUGACUGCAAUUUAUAAAUUAAACUGUAUACUUCAUAGUAUUGCAGAAGUAAGUUAUAAGAUGGUGGGGAUUUUUAAUGAUGGUGGGAAUAUUUAAGUACAGUCCUCUUUUAGGGAAAUGCUAUCAUAGUUAUAUUUUUAUUUAUUGACUUUGUGUCUGUGAUUGUGAAAUUUCAUGAGGUUGAGAACCAAAGAGCCUCUGUGAAAUUCAUUGGUAUGAUAUGAACCAUCAAUCAAAUGUCUCAAUAAUAAAAUGUAUAAAUUUUUAUAAAUUGUCUGAUAUGCCUCAUAUGAAACCCUCUGUGAAAAAUGAAGACAAAAUAAAACUGUAUUGUAAUAAAGAUGA
Brienomyrus brachyistius is the source of this 10810-nucleotide messenger RNA. It is a transcript of the gene myo15b, whose product is annotated as myosin XVB. Gene Ontology annotation, cellular component: myosin complex; cytoskeleton. The transcript has 66 exons. Gene Ontology annotation, molecular function: cytoskeletal motor activity; ATP binding; protein binding. The record is from RefSeq and is a predicted model, not a curated record. Lineage: Eukaryota; Metazoa; Chordata; Actinopteri; Osteoglossiformes; Mormyridae. The coding region runs from base 146 to 9994 and encodes 3282 amino acids.